Scomber japonicus (chub mackerel) is the source of this 1167-nucleotide messenger RNA. Its product is annotated as GTPase IMAP family member 7-like. The transcript has 5 exons. The coding region runs from base 1 to 1167 and encodes 388 amino acids. The record is from RefSeq and is a predicted model, not a curated record. Gene Ontology annotation, molecular function: GTP binding. NCBI's taxonomy places the organism in Eukaryota, Metazoa, Chordata, Actinopteri, Scombriformes, Scombridae.
AUGAUGCAGUAUGCCAGGACAGACUCAGUGGUGGAGCAGUAUGCCAGGACAGACUCAGUGGUGGAGCAAUAUGCCAGGACAGACUCAGUGGUGGAGCAGUAUGCCAGGACAGACUCAGUGGUGGAGCAGUAUGCCAGGACAGUCUCAACAGGAAACAUGGGGUCCUCUGUGAGCUGUGUGACUGCGGACGGUCACACCUGUAGAAUAAAGAGGAGAAAUAACCAGAGAGCAGCAGAGAUGGCAGGCAUUGAGAUACUCAGGGACCCAAGGACUAGAAGAGGCAGUAUGGACAGACCUAUAAACUUGAGGCUGGUUCUUGUUGGGAGGACUGGAGAAGGAAAGAGCUCCAGUGGAAACACCAUACUGGGAAGAGAUGCCUUCAAAAGUGCUGCUGGUUAUUCAUCAGUGACCACUGAAUGCAGCAAAGAGAGAAAUAAAGUUUAUAACAGACAAGUUUCUGUGGUCGAUACUCCUGGCAUCUUUGACACCUUGCAGGCUGAUGAAGCAGUGAACAGAGAGAUCUACAAAUGCAUCAACAUGUCGGCCCCGGGGCCCCACGCCAUCCUGCUGGUCAUCAAGGUGGGACGCUUUACACAUCAGAGACAACAAGCUGUGAGGAGGAUGGAGGAGAUCUUUGGGAAAGAUUUCUGGAGGUACACCAUCAUCCUCUUCACUCAUGGAGACACAGUCCCAGACUUUGAAAAGAUGCUGAAGGAGGAGGCGGGACCAGAGCUGCAGGAGGUCCUGAAGAAGGCGGAGAACAAAUAUCAUAUCUUCAACAACAACAAAGCCAACCAUCGUGGUCAGGUCCUGGAUCUGCUGGAGAAGGUGGAGAAGAUGGUGAAUGCCAGUGGAGGAAAGUAUUACACCGACUCCACCUAUGAGGAGAGGCAGAAGAUGUUGAAUCAGAAGGAGGAGGAGCUCAGGAAGUUCUAUGAGAACAAACUAAAGGAGGAAAUAGAAGCUGUGAAGAGAAAGUACGAGAAGAUGCUGAGUGACACUCAGCUGGAGCAUCAGGAGGUGGAGGAGCGACUGCAGACUGAACUGCAGGAACUGAAACGUUAUUAUCGUGCUUUAGAGAAAGGAGUCCGUCAUGUUCUCGAGCAGACUGAUGACCUGUCUGAUGAAAUGAUAAAAAAGUUUCAUGAGACAUUGAAACUGAACUGA